Molecule: messenger RNA, 1782 nt
Organism: Colossoma macropomum (tambaqui)
Lineage: Eukaryota; Metazoa; Chordata; Actinopteri; Characiformes; Serrasalmidae
Product: piggyBac transposable element-derived protein 3-like
Exons: 1
Coding region: 1-1782 (593 amino acids)
Source: RefSeq, a predicted model, not a curated record
AUGAAUACCAAGAACCGAUACAGUCUUCACGAUGCACUCAAGAUCAUCACUGGAGAUGACAGUGAGUUUGAGGGAUGUGAAGAUAGCUCAGAUGAAGACCCUGUAGACCCUGAAGACCCUGAUUACACUCCAAGCAACAAAGACAUGGAGAGUGAUGAAUCAAGUGGGUCUGAUGAUUCAGACAGUAGUGAAUCAAAGGAUUUAGAUGAUGUACAGCAACCAAACAUGAACCCCAGUCAGCAAAAUACAACCAUCCAAGGAAAAAAAGAAUUUUCUUGGAGAAAGAAACCUUUUGAAACCCCUGAAUGCACAUUCAAAGGACAAAGUGUCACACCUCCAGAGAAUCUUCAUACUCCACUGGAGUAUUUCAGAAAAUUCAUAACACAAGAAAUGCUUCAGUUACUGAUGGAACAAACAAAUUUGUACAGUGUACAAAAAUCUGAAUCUCACAGAAAUGUUAACACCACUGUUAAAGAGUUGGAAAUAUUGAUUGGUCUUUACCUGCGCAUGGGUCUUUGCCAAUUGCCAGGAAAUCGUGCAUACUGGGAAAAUGACACAAGGUGCCCCAUGGUGGCUGACAACAUGUCACGCAACCGUUUUCAGACCCUGCUGUCUUGUCUACAUUUCACUGACAACACUGAUUUGUCAAACAGGCAAGAAGAGGAUAAGUGUUGGAAGAUCCGUCCAUGGCUUAAUAUGUUUCGCAGACAGUGCCUAGAUAUCACCCCAGAGGAGCACAACUCUAUUGAUGAACAAAUGGUGCCAUUCAGAGGGACAUACAGCCCAAUAAGGCAGUAUGUGAAAGGCAAGCCCCACCCUUGGGGAUUGAAAAUUUGGGGGCGCUGCUCUUCCUCAGGAAUCCUCUGUGAUUUUGUGGUCUAUCAAGGUGGUACUGGGAAGAAAACCUUACUUGGCAUGGGAGGUGAUGUUGUGGUCAAGCUGUGUGAAACACUCCCAUCAAACCAAAAUUACAAAGUAUUUGCUGACAAUUUUUUUUCUUCAGCACCACUGGUGCUCAAGCUUCUUCAGCGAGAGAUCUACUUUGUAGGAACACUCCGUAGCAACCGGUUGGCUGGAUGUCAGCUUGAAGAUGAGAAAGAUCUUGCCAAGAGAGGCAGAGGAUCCUUUGAUGUCAGGGUGGAGAAAGAGGAAAGCAUUGCCAUUGUCAAGUGGUAUGACAACAGGUCUGUUACCCUAAUCUCAUCCUACUGUGCAAUUGAGCCUCAAGACAAAGUACGACGCUGGAGCAAAUCAGGCAAAGCGUUCGUGGAGGUCAACAGGCCACACAUUGUGAACGAGUACAACACAUUCAUGGGGGGAAUAGACCUCCUUGAUGCAUGCGUUGCAAGGUACAAGUACCACAUGAGGUCACGGAGAUGGUACCUCUACCUGUUCUGGCAAACCAUCAUGUUAGGCCUUGUUAAUGCAUGGUUAAUCUACCGCCGUGACUGUAGACUACUUGGUAUCCAAAAGCCACUGAAACAAAGGAGCUUCCAAGCAGAGGUUGCCACUAGCCUGAUUCUUGUCCAGUCACAAAGAGGUCGCCCAUCACGUAAUGCCACACCUCCUCCACCACCACCACCACCACCCAAGAGAGUUCGUGUUGGAGUUCCGGAUGAUGUUCGCAUCGACCAGGUUGCACACUGGCCUGUGAAAUGUGACAAGCGUGGUCGUUGUAAAGUCUGCAAAGUCAAUGCAACCACCACCCUCUGUGAGAAAUGCGAUGUGCGUCUUUGCUUCACUGAGGAAAGAAAUUGUUUCAAACGUUACCAUUCGGCUUAG